AUGCCCUCUGAGCUAGUACGCGCGCCGUCGCAAGGCAGUGUGGCCUCGCAAACCACUCAACACAUGGGACCUCAUAGCCGCCCCGGCACAGCUGAUCCUUUGCGUUCGCGAUCGGAGACGAUCUCGCGCGGUGGACCUCGCGCUCGAUCUCGGGGCUCAACAGCCAGCAUCCACUCCACAAACCCAAGACCAGCACCUGGACCCAUUCCCCAAUUCAUGCCGUCCCAAGUCGCCGGCGGGCAGAAUCUGUUCGCCAGCAACCCGGAAGAUAUGAUCAUGCGUUACGGGCACCAGUUCUCCCACCAAGCCCACGCCACACCAUUGGACCAGGGCAUGCGGGAUACCCAAUCUAUGAUGUCGCGCCCGGACGAUUUUGGCACCCAUUCGAUGCAUGGCCACUCGCUGUCACACCACUCCCUCCCUUCUGAAAUGGCUUCCAAUGGCAUGAGCUCCGUACCCGUACCCCAAUACCAGCCAAUGUACGAUAGUGGAAUGGAGCAUCAUCAAGCUGAUCAAACUUUGGAUGAGGAUGCCUCCGAGCACGGGGGCAAGAAAAAGCGGGGUUCAAGCUCAACUCUGGCGAACGACAAUGAACUGCGGAAGAUGCUGCGUCAGUAUGAAGGCUAUUCGUUGAAGCAGAUGGCUGCUGAGGUCAUGAAGCAUGAAGGCGCCGGUGGAAAGGCCGAAAAAGUGAAGCAGGUCUUUGCGAUGAUUUGGUUGCGGGAGAACUGCCGGAAAAGUAACAGCUCAGUACGCCGAGAUCGUGUUUAUUGCUGCUACGCAGAAAAAUGUGGCACCGAGCGCGUUUCUGUGUUGAACCCAGCUUCGUUCGGAAAGCUCGUUCGAAUCAUCUUCCCCAAUGUACAAACCCGUCGCCUCGGGGUGCGUGGCGAGUCGAAAUAUCAUUACGUAGAUCUUUCGGUGAUUGAAGAGAAGCAGCACAAGCCUGCGCCUUCCACUAUUCAGGUGGCUCCUAGUCAGGUGCCAGAGAGGCCUGCAAGUGCGUUGCGUUCACGAAGGUAUGUCGAAGUGACGUGGGAAAUGAAGCUGACAACAUGCUCAUCUAGUAUCAGCAUCCCUCAACCUGCCGCAGAUACCGCAGUCUUCCCCUCUCCAAGUGCCUCUUUUGCGCCUCGUUUCCCGACGAACUCUCCAACAAUGGAUAGCUGUGGCUGCCAUCCCGACCCUCAGGCAGUCCUCCAUGGACCUGAUGCGCCUAUUACGGUGGAGAAUGUUUCUCAGCAGUCUGCUAAAAUCAUUCAUCAAAUGCUUCAGUUCCCCACUGAUGAACAGUCAUUGGUCAGCAACGCGGAGCUUGUGCUCCCUGACAUUCGACCCUAUCUGCCAGCCAACUCUGAUCUUAAGGUUGCAGAAGCCCUUGCUGCCUUGUAUCGUUCGAACUGUAUCUCUGUCAUUGACAGUUUCCGUUUUUGCAAGGAGCGCAAUCUAAUGAAGUACCUGUCCUCGUUCCAUGGUACUCUGACUGUCCCCCCUCGCGCCAUGGAUCAAGAGUGCGACUGGACGAUGUACCAGAAGAUGAUUCCUUUUGUGGCUCCCUUGACUACCCAAAUCGUACCACAGCAAGUUUUGGAUGCUUUCCGCUCCAUUUCGCAAAAGCUGUGUGGACAUAUCGCGGAGACAUUCAAGACUCAGCCCGCCCAUGUCUCUAUCGCGCGUCUCGUUCCCGCCCACAUCUUCUGUAAGCUCCUCAAGCACAUGCUUGAUGUCAAUCAGGCUGCCAACGCUGCCGCUGCGUGGCUGAGCGAUAUCAGCACUCGCAGCCAGAUGUGGCAAGACUUCCAGGAGCUGGUGGACCCGACGGAGAUGAUUGCCAAGGCCAAUAUCCCGACUUGUGCGGCUCGAGCCACGGAGCAGAUCCUCAAGCAUGAUGUGCGAGCUCUUCUGACUCCAAUCCACGACCCGGUGACCAACUCCCACCCCUUCUUCGCAAAACCAGAUACCCCCGAGGAUACGAAAGCGCACACCCACCCGGUCGAGAACGCGGAAGGCAUCGACUACAACAACUUCCCCGACAAGUGGAUCUCCUUCAUACUGAACCUAUCACCUGUCUUCAACCACCACCGCUCCCAGUGCAUUAUCAAGCAGGUGGAUGCCUUGUUUGAAAAUAUCCUGCACCGAUUGACUUUGGGGGGUGCGGCUAGUUUCAGUUCGUGGUGGAUGAUCAAAGUCUUUUUCCAUGAGAUGAUGCUUUGGCAAGCAGAGCGCGGUGGAUUCAUGUCCCACACCCCUUCCUCGUUGGAACAUGCGAGUUUUGUCCCCCCGCCUAUGGCCAUGGGCAGUUUCCAGAUAAAGCGUGAUGGUGCUGAGCAUGCUUCCUUCGAUGUAUCCACCGAUUCCCAGACCAAGCCCCAGAAUGGGUCUUCGAGCAACCGAGGUGCUGUUCCCAGCGCAAACGACGAAAUCCAUUCAAAUAAGAACCACUCCUCUCAAAAGGACAUUCCUAUCGCGGAUACGGGGUUUCAAGCCCCCAACAACGAUGACAGUGCGAUUGAUCUCGAGGACGAUCCAAUGAUGAUCCCAGUCGGUAAAUACGGCGAUAUGAUGGCUUCUGAUCCUGCGGAUGCCGAAGGCGAUGUGGUUGUCAUCUAA
Messenger RNA from Penicillium chermesinum, 2610 nucleotides. RefSeq names its product RFX family transcription factor. Bases 1 to 2610 code for a protein of 869 amino acids. The record is from RefSeq and is a predicted model, not a curated record. The transcript has 6 exons. Lineage: Eukaryota; Fungi; Ascomycota; Eurotiomycetes; Eurotiales; Aspergillaceae. Gene Ontology annotation, molecular function: RNA polymerase II cis-regulatory region sequence-specific DNA binding; DNA-binding transcription factor activity, RNA polymerase II-specific. Gene Ontology annotation, biological process: regulation of transcription by RNA polymerase II.